UGGGCGGCGCGGGCGGGAGCAGCGAGGCGGCGGGGCCGGGCCGGGCCGCAGCAUGUCGGGCUCGGAGUCGGAGCAGGAGCAGGAGCUGUACUCCUCGGCCGACGAUGACGAUUACGUGCCCUCGGGUGCGGAGUACAGCGAGGAUGAUGAGAGCGAGCUGGUGCGGGAGGAGGAGCCGGCGGGCAGCCCGCGGCCGGCCCGCGGCAGGAGGAGCCCCCGGCGGCCCGGCAGCAGGAAGAGGAAGAAAGGAGGUCUCUUGUUAGAGGCAGAUGAGAAAGAGGAAGAAAAGGCCCAGCAGAAUGGAGAGGAGCAGAAAGAGGAGGAAGUGGAUGAUGUAGAGCAAAUAAAAAGAAGAAAAGAAGAAGAAGAAAAAAAGAAAGAGGAUGCUCUUUGGGCCAGUUUCCUCAGUGAUGUAGGACAGAAGCCCAAAGCUGUGGCUGCCACACAAGGGACACAAAUCAAGAAGACUGAAGAAGAGAACAGUGGGAAUAAGCCUCAGGAGAAGCCAAAAGAUUCAGGAAAAGUGACAAUCACCAAAACAUUCGAUUUUGCUGGUGAGGAAAUCAAGGUGACUAAAGAAGUAGACUCAAACUCAAAAGAAGCUAAAUCUUUUCUGAAGCAGCAAGAGAAACUGCAGGCAGCAGCUCCAGCUUCCCUGCCGACAGUCUCGGGGGUGAAGAGGCCAAGCGGCAUGAGCAGCCUCCUGGGGAAGAUCGGUGCCAAAAAGCAGAAGAUGAGCACACUGGAGAAAUCUAAACUGGACUGGGAGAACUUCAAGGAGGAGGAGGGGAUUGUGGAGGAGCUAGCAAUCCAUAACCGAGGGAAAGAUGGGUACAUCGAGAGGAAAGCGUUCCUGGAGCGCGUGGAUCACAGGCAGUUCGAAAUCGAACGCGACAUCAGACUGAGCAGGAUGAAGCCCUGACGUGCUGGGGGUGGCCAGCCCCCCACAUGGGGGCUUGGCUCCCUUCUGUGCCCCAGGGCUGGCUGGGGGCUGCCGGCCACCGACGACCGCCAAGCACGGAAACUGUUCUCUACCCAAGACUCAGCCUGUGUGUCUCAACAUACAGGGUUUUCCUUUUACUGUAAUAGUUUGGGGAGGGUAUUUGUCAGUGGACAGGAGGCACUUGGAGGGUUAAAUGGCCCAGCAGCUCAUAGAAGACUCUGGUGUAAUUCUGGCAGCAACUUUCCGAGGAGAAGAGGUGGUGGCACUCAUCCUUUACCAAUCCCAGGUGCUUCUGGCAGCAGGAGGAGCUGCCAAGGCUGGGAGAGUACUGGCAUGUUUGGUGGUGAGAGUGGAGCUGCAGGAAGGUUUCAUGGCUGCUGUGCACAUUCAAGCUGUGGGCUGGAGCCCUUCUGCCUGCUCUGCCAGCCCGCAGCACUCCCUGCCCCUCCGCCCUCUGCUCCUGUCCAGACAAAGCCAAACUGUCUGUACUUGUUUGUGGGGUCUGAUGAUGCUGGGGGGAGUUAAGCAAGCUGGUGAAGAAAUCCUUCCUUGUUCACGCUGUCAAGAAGAUGGGAGCAGCUGCAGCAGGCAGGAAGGGCCAGGAUCUGAGUGUUCACGUGAAUAAAGUAUUCCAUCCCAACA
Messenger RNA from Melospiza melodia melodia, 1585 nucleotides. It is a transcript of the gene CFDP1, whose product is annotated as craniofacial development protein 1. The transcript has 7 exons. The record is from RefSeq and is a predicted model, not a curated record. Gene Ontology annotation, cellular component: Swr1 complex. NCBI's taxonomy places the organism in Eukaryota, Metazoa, Chordata, Aves, Passeriformes, Passerellidae. The coding region runs from base 53 to 922 and encodes 289 amino acids.